UUUACAGCUUAAUUACCGAUAAUUCUUAUAUAUAUCAUUAUUUUAAUAUAAUAGUUAUGAGCUAUAUUUAAUUAUUUCUACGCUGCUGCUAAUCAUGACGUCACUAAUUCAAAGUUUGAUCAUAUGUGUGAUAUCAAUAGAAUUUGUUGUAUCCUCUUUUGAUAUAGAUGUCAUUGACUUGAAAGUAGGCUGCGACAACGUCGUCAGUUCUGGAUUAAAAUUUGACAAAUGUGGAGUUUGUGGAGGGAAAGAAGAUACAUGCAAAGUAAUAGAAGACGUCUUCAGGCGCAAUAAUUUAAUUCUUGGAUAUAAUUUCGUUACUCGAUUACCGUCAGGAGCAAAGCGAAUCAACAUCACAGAACUUUCAAAAAGCCAAAACCAUUUGGCCCUCAAUAGUUCCCGUCCCGGAGGAGGUAGCUACAUCAACAUUAACGCAAUAAGGGGAGUUUUAGACGAAUCGAGGACAUAUCCACUUCCCGGCACACAUGUAAGAUACACAAGACCUUUUUUAACUGAUGAGGGAGAGGCGAUGAUGAUUCCAGGACCUAUUAUAGAAGAUCUAGACGUAUGGCUUUUUUAUCAAGGUGAAAACCCAGGGAUAUCCUACAAAUACACUAUCGAUUUACCACAAGAUCAGAUAAUGAAACCUACUGUCCCGGGUAAUCAAGUUCAACAAAAUUAUGGACAGGAAUCUGUAGACCAAUCACUUGACGUUCAAGCACGAAAUACUGACCUGGAUGGCCACGCCACCAGCGACCAAUCGAAAGACGAAAAAAAUGUUCAGAUUCCGCAAUCGCCAGUCAUACCAAGACGUAACCCAACAUGGAGCCGUAGGAGACGUCCAUACGUGAGAGGAAAUCAUCCUUACACUCGUUAUUCACCAGCAAGAAAUGACUACUACAGGCAGCAUAAUGAGUUGAAGCUACAACGAUCAAGCAGCGAAUUCGAAAGACCUGCUAUCGUUCCCACGAAUCCCCGCCGUGAGAUUAGCACUGCAAACUUACCUCACAAAACAUCAAAAUCACCAGACCGUGAUAAUGGCGGGUUAAACGCAGGAAUACAAGAAGGAAAUAAUGAUGUGGAUUCCUCAGAGAACUUGAAAACGGAAACAAGUUUCUUGUGGAAGUCGAUGGGAUUUGGGCCGUGCUCGAAGUCAUGUGCAGAAGGACGACAGACUAUUUUGAUAAAGUGCGUCACACGAGAAACAAGGAAUAUUGUGGAUGACAAAUAUUGCAACGGUUUGGCAAGACCACCAUUUUUGGUCCAAAGAUGUAAUAGACAAGCUUGCCCGGCAUAUUACAACUUUGGGAAAUGGUCCGAGUGUUCACGGUCAUGCGGUGUCGGACGACGUUCGAGACGAGUCUCGUGUAGGCAGUUGUUUUAUGGAAACUUUUCUGCACCAGUCAGUCCCAAACGAUGUCGCAAAUUGAGAAGACCAAUAAGUCAUCAACAAUGUGCGGUGCAGGAGUGUCCGAGUUGGAAAAUCCGGUCAGAAUGGUCCAAGUGCAAUGUCGAAUGCGGGAUCGGAAGACAAACAAGAGAUGUUUUUUGCACAUCAGGUGAAGGAAUGGCUCUUCCUAGGAUACAAUGCGCGAGAACGAUACCCCCACCUAGUGUUCAACCAUGCCGACUUGACCCGUGCGUAACGGGUUGGUUUAACACGGACUGGGGUCAGUGCUCAGCCGAUUGCGAUACCGGAGCUCAGAAACGUGAUGUUAUUUGUGUGAACUCCGCAAAUACUCUGCGGGGUUGCCAGGGGCAAGAUAAGCCCAAUAAUACAAGAGGAUGUACAAGGCCAUCAUGUGGGGAAAAAUACGACUGGUUUGCUGGAACCUGGGGGCCUUGUUCUGUGGAAUGCGGUGGAGGCACACAAGACCGACGUGUCGUUUGUUUUGUUUUGUCAUCUGACGGUCAAAUGAGGGUUAGCGAAGACAGUGAUUUGUGCAAUGCAGAAGAUAAACCGACAGUACAACAGACGUGUAAUACACAAAGAUGUGGAUCGAGAUGGUAUUUUAGAGAAUGGAACGAGUGUUCAGUCACAUGCGGCGGAGGAACAAAGCGACGUGACGUGUUGUGCUUAGAUUCAGGAGGAAAAUAUAGUUCACUUUGUAAAGAAGUAGAAAAACCGGUGACUCAAGAGAGAUGUAACACAGUAGAUUGUAGUUCUUUCAUUGAUCCUACUUGUGUUGAUAAGUUAAAAGACUGUAGAAUGGUUCGCCAAGCACGCCUUUGUGUGUAUCCUCACUAUAGAGAGUCAUGCUGUCACACAUGUUCCCGAACAUAGAACAAACAACCUUUGUUGUGGAGCACUAUAAGAGCAAGUUCGCUAGGAAAUCGAUAUGGAAAAGAAGAUUACCAAGUCGAAAUAAUCAAAGAAAUAUUUCAAGAUGAAAUAACGACGCGGUACAAAGGAACACUGAUAUUAUUAUCAUCAUCAAGGCUGAACGCUUGAAUCUCAUCCAUUUUAAUAUUUAAACCGUCUUCCACACGGAUAAAAGCAUUUUUUCGCGUGUAAUGUUUCACUGUGAUUUUUCACACUUAUUACUCAAUGAGUUCCAUUUGGACGAGACGGUACGAUUUUUUGCUGCUGUAACGUCUAUGAGUUCCUUUAUAAUCGAAAUUUACACAAGUCAUAACUAUUAUUAUUAAAAUAUGAAUUAUGAUAUA
Messenger RNA from Styela clava, 2667 nucleotides. RefSeq names its product thrombospondin type-1 domain-containing protein 4-like. Gene Ontology annotation, biological process: proteolysis; extracellular matrix organization. Gene Ontology annotation, cellular component: extracellular matrix. Lineage: Eukaryota; Metazoa; Chordata; Ascidiacea; Stolidobranchia; Styelidae. The record is from RefSeq and is a predicted model, not a curated record. Gene Ontology annotation, molecular function: metalloendopeptidase activity.